Molecule: messenger RNA, 2543 nt
Organism: Gadus morhua (Atlantic cod)
Lineage: Eukaryota; Metazoa; Chordata; Actinopteri; Gadiformes; Gadidae
Product: arachidonate 15-lipoxygenase B-like
Exons: 15
Coding region: 202-2286 (694 amino acids)
Biological process (GO): lipid oxidation
Molecular function (GO): iron ion binding; oxidoreductase activity, acting on single donors with incorporation of molecular oxygen, incorporation of two atoms of oxygen; protein binding
Source: RefSeq, a predicted model, not a curated record
GGAGAGGUUUGGCAUUUCCUUUGCAGCUGUUCACACACUGAGAAAACAACCCAUCUUGUGUAAAUCUCUUUCAUCACUGGCGUAAUCAUUACACAGUGCAGUCUGGGAAGGGGGGUGGUUAUAGGGCGAGGUUAGCGUCGGCUGUGAGAGGGGACUCAGAAGGGGCUCUACAGUCUUUACAGUGAGGAGGACGGAUCCGUCAUGACGACCCCACCAGAUCAUGGAAAGCGGAGAAAGACCAGAGCAGAGCCACCAGGACAGGUAAGGAUCCAGGUUCCCAUCAUAGCUGUGUAUAAAGUACACGUGACGACGGGGGACAUGUGUUUGGCGGGAACAAAUGACCACGUGUUUGUUACCUUGGUGGGAACCAAUGGCGAGAGCGAACGCACUGAGCUGGACAACUAUGGCCUCGACUUCUGCUCAGACCAGACCAGCACCUACACGGUGAACACCCAUCCCAUGGGCCAUCUUCUGCUCAUCAAGCUGGAGAAAGCUCAAUAUCUUUUUCUGCCAGAAAAUCAGUGGUUCUGCUCCAAGAUUGUGGUGGAGACCCCAGAAGGAGAGGCCCUCCUCUUCCCCUGCCACAGAUGGUUGACCAGGGGGGAAGUACUGGAACUCAGAGGAGCCAAAGCGAUGAAGGCGAGUGACGAUUACCAUCCUUUGCUGAUUGAGCACAGGAGGAGAGAAUUGGCCAAACGUUGUCAACUUUAUCAGUGGAAGGUAUACGCUGACGGGACCACCCACAUCACUCAUUUUGAGGAAUCUGAGCUUCCAUCUGAAGUCCGCUUCUCGUUUUCCAAAGGACUUGAAUUCACGUUUUCAAAAGAAUUUGCUAUAGCUGAAGUCAAACUGAAAGGUCUGUUUGGAUCUGAGGAAUCAUGGGAGAGCCUGGAGUCCAUGAAGAACACACUCACCUUCAAGACGUCCUCAACAGCUGAAUAUCUCGCUGAGCACUGGAAGGACGAUGCUUUCUAUGGCUACCAGUUCCUGAACGGUGUCCAUCCCUCCAUGAUCAGAAACUGCCCCCAUCUGCCCUCAAACUUCCCCGUCACUGAAGAGAUGGUGCAGCCGUUCCUAGAGACUGGUACUUCCCUAAAACAAGAGAUCCAGAAAGGGAACAUAUUCCUGUGUGACUACAAGUCACUGGAGGGUCUUCCGACCCGCGUGGUGGAGGGGAAGUCACUGCCUCUCACUGCUGCCCUCUGCCUGCUGUACCUGGACACCGCAGGCACACUCAAACCCAUAGCUAUUCAGCUGGGACAGGAACCAUCAGAGAAGUGCCCAAUCUUCGUCCCCAGCGAUCCAGAGCUCGACUGGCUCCUGGUGAAGAUAUUUGUGAAAAAUGCAGAUUCAGUAAUUCAUCAGAUUAUCUCUCAUCUAAUGAAGACCCACUUGUUGGCCGAGGUGUUUGCUGUCGCUACAAUGCGUCACUUUCCAGACGUACACCCCCUUUACAAGUUAUUGACUCCCCACUUCCGCUACACUCUGCAAAUUAACGCAGCAGCUCGACGUGCGCUACUUGGGCCAACUGGACUUUUAGCAAGAAGUACCCCUGGCCUGGAGGGUAUAAUUGAGCUGUUGAGGAGACACCUGGCUGAAACCACCUACUCAUCUCUAUGUCUGCCAGACAACAUUGCUGAAAGAGGACUGCAGAACAUCCCUAACUUUUACUACAGAGAUGAUGGACUGAAGUUAUGGACGGCCAUCAACAGUUUUGUCCGGGCUAUGCUUGGACUCUACUACCCUACAGACGACGAGGUGUCUGGGGAUGUAGAGCUCCAGAGAUGGAUCCAAGAUAUCUUCACAAAGGGCUUCCUGGGCAACAGCAGCUCAGGGAUGCCAGAGUCCUUCAUCACCGUGGAAGCGGUUGUCAAGUUUGUCACCAUGGUGAUCUUCACAACAUCUGCUCAACACGCAGCUGUAAACAGUGGACAGUUUGACUACUACAGCUGGUUCCCAAACUCCCCUCUGCAGCUUCGAAAAGCACCUCCAACUACCAAGGGACUGGUUACCAUGGAUACCAUUCUGGAGACACUGCCAAAUAUUGGUGACACGGUCGCCUUCAUCAUCAGUUCAUUGGUUCUAUACAAGAAAUACAUGGACUCUGUUGUUCUUGGUUCCUACCCUGAGGAACGCUUUUGUGAGCCGGCGGCCAAGCGGAUUAUAGAGAACUUCCAGAAGGAGCUCUCCAGCAUCGAGGAAAGGAUCAUAACGAGGAACGCAAGUCUGGAUGUCCCGUACUGCUACCUGCAACCCUCAGAGAUCGAGAAUAGUGUGUCUAUAUGACUAGAACCACAAAGAUAUUCGCUACCGGAGGAGUACCAUUCCUGUUUGAUAAUGCUCAUCAAUGUGGGGAUAACAUUUGGGAACUCUGCGUCCUUUGUAUAUCCUGCCCUCAUAUUGAAAUCUGCCUCUAAAAUUGUACAUUCUCAAACAAAAAACGAAUCUGCGUAUUCUAACCAACAAUUAUUGAUUCAUUGUUAAAACAUUCAACGACUAAAUGUAUAAAUAAUGGAAUAAUAAAGAUGAAAUUGCCAAACGUA